UGCUCUCAUCAAACUGUUACCAGAAGAAGAGAAGAUGAAAUAGAUAUUCUUCUCCCCUUUGCCUUCUGCUUCAUAGCUAGCUUCAUCAUCAGCUUCCAAAAGUUUCAGUCUUUCCUUCAUUUCUCAAAAACCCAUCUCCAAAAAAUCUCAUCUUGAUUCUUCAAUCAGAACAUGUUAACCAAUUGCUGAUUAACCUUUUCCCUCCCCGUUGAUUUUCAUCCUUGUGAAACCGCCAUGGCCGCGGCUCUGAGGUCAAACACCUCGAGAGAAACCGCUUCUCUCACACUCUCUCACUUUCGUUACUUCUUCUUCAACCGCCUCCACACCACCUCGACUCCUCACAGCAGCCACCGUAACAAGAUCGCUUCUCUCAAGCCUAAGGGAGGAGACCGGCGGUGUUACGCUACGGAGAAGGCGAGAGGUGUGAAGUCAGCUCUUUUGUGCUCGCAAGGAGACCCGCCGGAUCUCUGGCAGCCUCCCGGAGAUGGAGUUUCCCUCCGGGCUAAUCCCAGUCACGGCGGUGGUGGUGGUGGAAGCAGUGCUGGUGUUGGUAACGGAGCAGGGUCGGAUUCGAAGGAGGAUUGUUGGGCUGGAUCUAAUCUCGGGUCUAGCUUUCCGACACCGAAGGAGAUUUGUAAUGGUUUGGACAAGUUCGUGAUUGGUCAGGAGAGAGCCAAAAAGGUGCUUUCAGUGGCAGUGUACAAUCACUACAAGAGGAUAUAUUACGAAUCAUUACAGAAACGGUCCUCAGGAGAAAACGAUAGCACCGCAGCGAAACCAGCUGAUGAUGAUGAUCUGGUAGAACUGGAGAAGAGUAACAUUCUCCUGAUGGGACCAACUGGCUCAGGGAAGACACUACUUGCGAAAACCUUGGCACGGUUUGUGAAUGUUCCUUUUGUCAUUGCUGAUGCAACCACAUUGACUCAGGCUGGUUAUGUGGGAGAGGACGUAGAAUCUAUAUUAUACAAACUUCUCACAGUUGCAGAUUAUAAUGUUGCAGCUGCACAGCAGGGGAUUGUUUACAUUGAUGAAGUCGACAAGAUAACAAAGAAGGCAGAAAGCCUUAACAUCAGCAGAGAUGUAUCAGGAGAAGGUGUUCAACAAGCUUUGCUAAAGAUGCUUGAAGGAACUAUCGUUAAUGUACCUGAGAAGGGCGCUAGAAAGCACCCUAGAGGCGACAAUAUCCAGAUAGAUACAAAAGAUAUACUCUUCAUAUGUGGUGGUGCUUUUGUAGACAUCGAGAAGACCAUCUCAGAGAGGCGUCAUGAUUCUUCAAUAGGGUUUGGUGCUCCGGUACGUGCAAACAUGAGGGCGGGAGGUGUUACAAACGCUGCUGUUGCAUCAAACCUGAUGGAAACUGUGGAAAGCAGUGACCUGAUUGCUUAUGGUUUAAUACCUGAGUUUGUUGGAAGGUUUCCAGUUCUCGUCAGCUUGUCUGCUCUAACAGAGAACCAACUUAUGCAGGUGCUAACGGAGCCCAAGAACGCACUUGGAAAGCAAUACAAAAAGAUGUAUCAGAUGAACAGUGUAAAGCUGCAUUUCACGGAAACAGCCCUGCGGCUAAUAGCUAGAAAAGCAAUAACGAAAAACACAGGAGCUCGUGGCUUAAGAGCUCUUUUAGAAAGCAUCCUCAUGGAUUCUAUGUACGAGAUACCGGACGAGGAUAUGAUAGAGGCGGUUGUGGUGGAUGAAGAAGCAGUUGAAGGAGAAGGGCGUAGAGGCUCUGGAGCCAAGAUUCUCCGUGGGAAAGGAGCUUUGGCUCUGUAUCUCUCUGAAACCACCAAGUCCAAGGAUUCUCCUCAGACGACCAAGGAAGGAUCUGGAGGAGAAACUGAGGUGGAGCCGGUUGUAGCCAAUAUGUAAUGUAUCAAUAUACAUCAUCAUCUAUCCAGAACAUCUGGUUAAAUGUAUCUCUCUGUAUGCAUAACUUUUAACGUUCUUUGUACAUAUAUGAAAGAAAGAAAACAAACUUGGAUUA
This is a messenger RNA of Brassica napus (rape), 1978 nucleotides long. RefSeq names its product CLP protease regulatory subunit CLPX1, mitochondrial. Gene Ontology annotation, cellular component: mitochondrial matrix. Bases 235 to 1863 code for a protein of 542 amino acids. The transcript is spliced from 14 exons. Gene Ontology annotation, biological process: proteolysis; protein folding; protein catabolic process. The record is from RefSeq and is a predicted model, not a curated record. Gene Ontology annotation, molecular function: ATP hydrolysis activity; ATP binding; ATP-dependent protein folding chaperone. NCBI's taxonomy places the organism in Eukaryota, Viridiplantae, Streptophyta, Magnoliopsida, Brassicales, Brassicaceae.